Messenger RNA from Puccinia triticina, 1893 nucleotides. RefSeq lists its product as uncharacterized. Gene Ontology annotation, molecular function: ATP hydrolysis activity; ATP binding. The transcript has 9 exons. Lineage: Eukaryota; Fungi; Basidiomycota; Pucciniomycetes; Pucciniales; Pucciniaceae. The coding region runs from base 1 to 1893 and encodes 630 amino acids. The record is from RefSeq and is a predicted model, not a curated record.
AUGCCCCCAUCAGCCUCCAAACAGAAGCGCCUUGCCGAGAAGGCUGCCAAAAAUGCUUCCAAAGGCGAGUCAUCAGCUACCAGCUCGACCGCUCCAUCGACUCUCGGGACUCCUGGGACCGCUCAGUCCACUGCCACGUCUACCGACGACAUGACUACUUCGAUGGCUAAGCUCAAGGCUGCAACCGAUCGAUCUGGUAGUGGUGUCUUGACGUCUGAUGUUCAGAGUCGAGAUAUCCAGAUUUCUAGUUAUACUCUCAAUUACCACGGCCGACUGUUGAUCGAAAAUGCUGAGAUUUCACUCAACUAUGGACAAAGGUAUGGUCUACUGGGAGAGAAUGGUUGUGGUAAGACCACAUUUUUGGAAUCGUUGGCCGACCGAGAUGUUGAAAUUCCUGCCCAUAUCGAUAUCUACCUGGUCCAAGGUGAAGCAGAACCUGCACAGGUGACUGCGACAGAAUUUAUCGUCAAUUCGGCCAAAGAGAAAGUAGCGCGUUUGGAAAGAGAAAUCGAGGAGCUUUCCGUGGCUGACGAUGUGGAUCAGAUGGCUCUCGAGUUGAAGUACGAAGAAUUAGAAGAAUUGGACCCGUCAACCUUCGAGGCUAAAGCGGGGGCGAUUCUUCACGGUCUGGGAUUCGACCAGGCAAUGAUGAAGAAGCCGACGGCAGACAUGUCUGGUGGUUGGAGAAUGAGAGUUGCCUUGGCUCGAGCCUUAUUUAUCAAGCCUCAUUUGCUCUUGCUAGAUGAGCCCACGAACCAUCUCGAUCUUGAGGCUGUUGUGUGGCUUGAAGCUUACCUGAGUACAUACAACCAUAUCCUAGUCAUUACCUCACAUUCGGCUGAUUUUAUGGAUACCGUCUGCACAAAUAUCAUGGAUCUUACUCACCACAAGAAGCUCGUCUACUACGGUGGUAAUUACUCCACUUAUGUUCGGACCAAGACUGAGAACGAAGUCAAUCAGAUGAAAGCAUAUGCCAAACAGCAGGAUGAGAUUGCCCACAUCAAGAAGUUCAUUGCCAGUGCUGGUACUUAUGCUAACUUGGUUAAGCAAGCUAAAUCCAAGCAGAAAAUCAUCGAUAAGAUGGAAGCCGCUGGACUAAUUCAACCUGUGCUUGGAAAGAAACAAUUGCGAUUCAACUUUGAAGAUGUACGGAAGCUCCCGCCUCCCAUCAUUGCUUUCAGCGACGUUGCAUUCUCAUAUAGUGGCAAGAAGGAAGACUAUCUAUACAAGGAUCUUUCCUUCGGUAUUGAUAUGGAUUCUCGAAUUGCCAUCGUUGGUCAAAAUGGUACCGGUAAAUCGACGCUUUUGAACUUAAUCGAAGGCAAACUGAUGUCCUGUGAGGGAUCAGUGAGCAAGCAUGCGGGAUUGAAACUUGCGCGAUACAGUCAGCAUUCUGCAGACCAGUUGCCCUAUGACAAAUGUGCUAUUGAGUACUUCGAGAACAAGUAUCACGAAAAGUUCCCCGACAAAGAUAUCCAGUUUUACCGACAGCAGCUUGGGCGGUUCGGUCUAUCGGGCGCUCACCAGACAUGCCCCAUUCGGCAAUUGUCAGAUGGCUUGAGAAAUCGAGUUGUAUUCUCACAGCUUGCCAUGGAAACACCUCAUAUCCUCCUUCUCGAUGAACCCACCAAUCACUUGGAUAUGGAAUCGAUCGAUGCACUAGCACUGGCCAUCAAAGAAUUCGGAGGAGGUGUCGUAGUUGUCUCCCACGACUUCCGACUGAUCUCACAAGUUGCUGAUGAGUUGUGGGAGGUCAAAAACAAGAAGAUCGUCAACCUUACCAAACAAGAUAUCGAUAUCAAAUCUUACAAGGCGAUGCUUGCUAAAAACUCGGCUGCUCAAAUUGAAAAAGCGAAACUUGUUUCCAAAGCUAAUGCCAAGGGUGUUGCGUAA